Molecule: messenger RNA, 2040 nt
Organism: Aureobasidium melanogenum CBS 110374
Lineage: Eukaryota; Fungi; Ascomycota; Dothideomycetes; Dothideales; Saccotheciaceae
Product: rhamnogalacturonate lyase
Exons: 6
Coding region: 1-2040 (679 amino acids)
Biological process (GO): carbohydrate metabolic process
Molecular function (GO): carbohydrate binding; catalytic activity
Source: RefSeq, a predicted model, not a curated record
AUGGCUGCGAAGUGGAGAUGGCAGAGCUUUCUGCUCUCAUGCCUUCUACUCCUUGUCACACCCAUCCAAGCCUUCCUGAACGCAACCGAAAAUGCUGAGGCUCUGGCCAUUUCCAACUCCCAUCUCUACGCCUCCGUCAACAAAUCCACUGGCAUCAUGGAUGUCCUCAGUCUCGACGGUCAAGAUCUACUAGGCACGAAGGAGUAUAACGAAGUCACUCCGGGAGGCAACGCAGCAGGGCAAAAUGGCAUCGGACCAUACUUAGAUUGUUAUUGUGUACCUGCUGGCUCCUAUACACCCGGCAAAUACGCGACCUUCAAGUUAUUCUCUGGAGACGAUUCAAGUGGUGUGCCGUAUGGUGGCAUCCUCAUGUCGGAGGUAUAUCCUUUGACUGGACAGAUAUUAGAGCAGUAUUGGUUUAUGAGGGAGUGUGAGACGGGGUUGCAUACUUUUUCUCGGCUUGCUUAUUAUAAUGAGACGAAGCCAUUUCUGAGGAAUUUGCAAGAGUUUAGGACGUUGUUUAGACCAACUACUCCGUUGUGGACGCAUUUGUCGACUAAUGAGAAGAUUCAUGCGCCCUUGCCUUCCUCGGAUACUCUGAAGUAUUCAAGAACGGUUCAGGAUGCGACGUGGUACAUUGGCAAUUACACCGAGGCACCAUAUGUCGAGCAGUUUGCCGACUACUUUACCAAAUACACCUUUUCGGACGCUUGGAGAGACCAUAAAGUACACGGAAUAUACGGUGAUGGCUCAAACAGCAAAGAUGGCUCGACCUUUGGCGCUUGGUUGGUGAUGAAUACUGUUGAUACUUACUUUGGCGGGCCAACACAUUCUGAUCUUACGGUAGACGGCAUUGUGUACAACUAUAUCUCCUCGAAUCACCACGGAGACAACGUUCCAAAUAUCACCACUGGCUUCGACAGAACAUUUGGACCUCAAUACUUUCACUUCAACAAAGGCUCAAACACAACCACCCUGGCAGAUCUACGUGCAGAAGCCGAACAUUUUGCCUCUCCAACCUGGAAUACUGCUUUUUAUGACUCCAUAGCUCAUCUUGUUCCAAACUAUAUCCCCUCGACACAGAGAUCCACCUGGAGGGGGCGCAUCAAUUUGCCGAGAGGCGCCAAACGCCCCAUUGCGGUGCUCGCCCAGAAUGGCGUCGACUUCCAAGAUAACGUUCUAGACACCAAAGCAUACCAAUACUGGGGCGACAUCGACGAGAAAGGUAAAGUAGAGAUCCCAAUGGUCAAGCCAGGAACCUAUCGUCUUACGGUCUAUGCCGACGGGAUAUUUGGACAGUACAUUCAGGAUAAUGUCGUUGUCGCGGUUGGCAAGGUGACUACAAGCAGAGCGAAAUGGCGUGAGGAAUCUGCCGGCAAAGAAUUGUGGCGCAUCGGUACUCCUAAUCGCAGUAGUGGAGAGUAUAGGCAUGGUGAUCAUCCCGAUCCCAGUAAGCCUCUGCAUCCACCUGAGUACAGAAUGUAUUGGGCCAAGUGGGAUUUUCCAACCGAUUAUCCUGAUGGGGUCACUUUCGAGGUCGGUAAGAGCGAUGAAAGCAAAGAUCUCAACUAUGUUCACUGGAGUGUCUUUGGCGGAUACGCGAGCUCAAUCAGGCCAGAGCCAUACUAUGACAAUGUCAACAACUGGACUGUAUUGUUUGAUGCCAAGAAGGACGACAUCAGCAAAGUGAAGGACGCGACCCUCACUAUACAACUAGCAGGUGCGAAAACUGCUGCCGGUAACACAGACAACUGGAACGCAACACAGCCAUGGAACAACCUGCCUUUGACAGUGGUCAUGAACGGCAUUGAGCUUGAGCCAUGGGACAUUCCUUGGAAUCAGAGCAGUUCAUGCGCUACCAGAUCGGCGGUGACUUGUUAUGCUUUGGCACACAAGUAUGAGUUCGACGCCGAUCUCCUGAAAGAGGGUCAGAACAAGAUGGUACUGAGCUUGCCAUUCAACGCGACAGACUAUGAGAGUGCUGUACUUCCGAGAUACACAUAUGUCCAGUACGAUAGCUUGCGACUAGAGGUCAAGUGA